UGUUAAAAUUUGGGUUUCUUUCACUAGCAAGUUCCUAUUCAUGGCUUCUCUUAAGAUGUUUCUCCAAACGUAUUGGUAUUUCUUUACCAUCUUGUUUUUCAUUCGUCAUUGUUCAUGUUUCAAUCCUAAACUCUCAGAUGCUUCGUCGCUGGCUGCUGUGUCUGCUGGAGCUACAUGGUACGGAGGACCAUUUUCUGAUGGUAGUGAAGGUGGCGCUUGCGGUUAUGAGAAGGAUGUAGGGACACCACCUUUCGCUUCGAUGAUAUCAGCUGGUGGCCCUUCUCUUUUUAAGAACGGUAACGGGUGCGGUAACUGUUAUGAAGUGAAAUGCACGGCAGCCGCACAUCCAUCUUGCUCAGGAAAACCAGUACGUGUGGUAAUUACAGACUCUUGUCCAGGUGGACCUUGUGUUCAAGAAUCAGUCCAUUUUGAUUUGAGCGGUCCUGCUUUUGGAGCCAUGGCUAUUCGCGGCCAAGAAGAUAGAUUGAGGAAUGCUGGCCACGUGCCAGUACAAUAUCAACGAGUCAAAUGCAACUACCGCACCAAUAUAGUGUUUAGGGUGGAUCCUGGUUCGAACCCUUUUUUUUUCUCUACUCUGGUUGAAUAUGAAAACACAGAUAGCGAUAUCGUUUCCAUUGAACUUCGAGAUAUAUCUUCGAAUUGGAAACCAAUGCAGCGAUCAAUGAGUGCUAAGUGGAAGUUGAACUCACCAACUCCAUUGAAAGGUCCAUUUUCUCUUCGUCUCAAGGCAGCUAAUGGGAGGACGAUUGUUGCCCAAAACGUUAUUCCAGCAGGGUGGCGACCUGGUGCUACAUAUCGGUCCAACGUCAAUUUUUAAUUGGUGAUUAAUAGUAGCUUAUUAUCUCAUUAGUAGGUUAUAAUUAUUAUAAUCAUAGAUGAGUAUCAUGGAAUCUAUUUUGUAACUAUGAGCUAUUGGAUUAUUCCUGUUAUGA
This is a messenger RNA of Papaver somniferum (opium poppy), 953 nucleotides long. Its product is annotated as expansin-B5-like. The transcript is spliced from 3 exons. Bases 41 to 838 code for a protein of 265 amino acids. NCBI's taxonomy places the organism in Eukaryota, Viridiplantae, Streptophyta, Magnoliopsida, Ranunculales, Papaveraceae. Gene Ontology annotation, cellular component: extracellular region. Gene Ontology annotation, biological process: sexual reproduction. The record is from RefSeq and is a predicted model, not a curated record.